GAGGUAACAGAGCUCGGAAGAUUUACUGCGAAGCGCUAUAUUUUGUCAAUGACGACACAUGCACCUAUAGCCAGCCACUGAACUGUGAUAAACAUUUAUGUUGUCGGAGUAUUGAGCAUAGCAAUAAAACCACAGCACGUUUUUGGACAUUUUAUUCUCGUUUUGGAGGUGAACGUUGUGCCGACAGUCUUUAUCCGCUUUAAAAUGAGUGUAGGACUAAUGUUCAACCGACCCGUCAACAUUGCACUUUCGUGAGAAUAAGAGGGUGAAGUGCUGGAUCGUUUCAAAACGGACUGGGGUACAUGGUUUUGCGAUCUUGCCUGCUUCAUAAACAGAGCUUGGGACAACCUCGGAACGUUAAAUGGAUGGCGGGGUGCAAGAUAUGCGGAUUUUGUAACUCUGGAGGCACAGACAGCUUGGAGUGAGAAGUUCCGUCAGAGAAACUGUUGAAAAAAACACAAAAUUCUCAUCCCCCUACUGUGUAAAGUGGAUUUACACGCUCUCCAGGAUACCAGGGAGGACAGUUAAGCAGGAAUACUUACAGGAGAUUGAUCAUUUGGUAGUAUGCAAUGUAAGUGCAUUGCAGAAUUUUGCACCUCUGCAACAGGGGACGGGGCAAUGUUGAAAGUUGCUCUUUUUCGGGACAUUGACUGAGGUAAAGAUGUUUAACUGCGACACAUCAUGGAGCUAAAGUUAAACCUAACUCGGAAGAAAGGGCAUUGAUCAAAGCUAAGACCAGGUGGAGAUGGAUUGAAGGUAGGCCCUUUCUUUAGUCGGGAGACGAGAUAUUGCCAUUACCGCCCUGUGGUCAGCGGGUUCCCUGUGAUUCACGGGAACGGGUCUGAGUGUGACACAGGAGGACGGGUGUACACUGUAUCCGAGGGCUCCUUUCUUUUUGGGGGUGUGGGGAAUGAGGCUGAACACCACCACCAUGGAUGGCAGCUCGCUGGCUGCUGAGCAGGACUCCUCGUUCCGAGUGCUCACGGGCUGCUUCCUCUCGCUGCUGAUUCUCUCCACGCUGCUUGGCAACACCCUGGUCUGCGUGGCGGUCAUUCGCUUUCGCCACCUGCGGACGAAGGUCACCAACUUCUUUGUGAUCUCGCUGGCCGUCUCCGACCUGUUGGUGGCGGUGCUGGUGAUGCCCUGGAAGGCGGUGAGCGAGAUCGCGGGCUUCUGGCCCUUUGGCCCCUUCUGCAACGUGUGGGUGGCCUUCGACAUCAUGUGCUCCACCGCCUCGAUCCUCAACCUGUGCGUGAUCAGCGUGGACAGAUACUGGGCCAUAUCCAGCCCCUUCCGCUACGAGCGGAAAAUGACACCCAAAGUGGCUUUCGUGAUGAUCAGUGCGGCGUGGAGCCUCUCGCUGCUGAUCUCCUUCAUCCCUGUUCAGCUCGAUUGGCACAAGGCGAGGGCCCCGAAUGGGCUACAUGGCAAUGCCAGCUCCCAGCGCCUAGGGGAUAACUGCGACUCCAGCCUCAACAGGACGUAUGCCAUCUCCUCGUCCCUCAUCAGCUUCUACAUCCCCGUGGCCAUUAUGAUUGUCACCUACACCCGCAUCUACCGGAUCGCCCAGAAACAGAUCCGGCGUAUCUCGGCCUUGGAGAGAGCCGCGGUGCACGCCAAGAACUGCCAGAGUAACCGGAGCAGCGCCAGUACCACUGACAUCCAGUCCGAGAGCUCCUUCAAGCUGUCCUUCAAGCGGGAGACGAAAGUGCUCAAGACCCUGUCGGUGAUCAUGGGCGUCUUCGUGUGCUGCUGGCUGCCCUUCUUCAUUCUCAAUUGCAUGGUGCCGUUCUGUGAGAGUCACGCCAGCCCGCCGCCCCUGCCCUGUGUCAGCGGCAGCACCUUCGAUGUCUUUGUCUGGUUCGGCUGGGCCAACUCCUCCCUCAACCCCAUCAUCUAUGCCUUCAAUGCAGACUUCCGCAAAGCUUUCUCCACCCUGCUGGGCUGCGAUACUCUGUGCGCCAGCAACGCGGUGGAGACGGUCACCAUCCACAACGGAGUCUCCUCGUACCAUCCCGGGCCAUCCCUGGAUAAAGCGGAGAACAGUGUCUACCUGAUCCCCCAUUCGGUGCCCUGCCCUCCAGAAACCCCGACAGACCCCAACCACUGCGCAAAGCUCUCGCCCAUUUCCCAGCACGGGGCGGUCAGCCUUCUGUCCAGCAAUGGGGACUAUGAGACAGACGUGUCCUUGGAAAAGAUCAUUCCCAUUACCCAAAACGGCCAACACAAUACCUGACCGCACCGGAAAAAAAGCUGCUUUUCAAUGUAGUAGAGCCAACAUACAUGCCAGCUAGUGUCAAACGUCUUAAACUCGGUUUGCCCAUUACUAACAAAACUGUAGUUACUUGAACUUCAAGUUACAUAUAACAGAGUCCUGCAUUUACUCCUAUUUAAUAUUGGACUUUUAAUGAAAUUAAGUGAGAAAGGUUCUAUAAUUCCUUCUGGAUAGAUGGCAUUCAUUCCUACAUUCAGUAUUGAAGCCCAUACAGUACAGAGGCUACAAAACACCAGUCCUAUUUUAUAAUACCACCUGCGACUAUAUUGGAACAGAAGCCGGCUUCAUGCACAGCUGAUAACUGUGAAACAGGGUGUGAAUGUGGCCCAGUAAUCAGUGUGGAAUAUUGCUGCAGUCUUUAAAAUUAUUUGCAAAACAUUCAUUAGAACCCUACCCAUGAGAUGAAGUUUUAAUACAUUUUUGUUACCUGCUAAUUCCCAGUUGCACCCACAUUGUAAUUGUAAGAUUGACAACAAACCUUGAGAGAGUCCUGUCUUCAACUCAGUACUAAACAAUCCCAACCUGAAAAACCAGUAAGAAUUGGGAUUAUGGUCUGCCUUUGCUGGCACCACCUUUAAGUUCCAGUGACAUUCCCUGCUGCAGAAAAGACAUACAAUUUCCCUAUAGUCACGAUGGGAUGGGAAUGAUAUGGGAAGGCUCAUGACGCUAUCAAUUUCCAAAGUUUGAAAACUGUAUUCAAAAUAGAACUAUUUAUUAACUGAUAGAACAUCAUAACUUGGAAUGGUAUACAGUAAAUGUGGGGCUGUAACUAGUAUUUAGAUUUCUCCCCCCCCCGAAAAAAAACUCAGUGGAUUCCAACAUGCUGAAAUGCGGGUGAGUUGUAUUGUCAGACAGUAAAGAGUUUCGUCCUUAUUUGUUGAGAACUAAACUAACUGCACAUAUCUGUGUGUCGUACAUUCUAUGCUUAUUCCUCUACUGAAAUGCUGUCACACCCGUUCUAAUUUUAUAUGUUCUUGUUCUAUGUACUGAUCAUUUAUGAAAAUUGUAAAUGGUGUGUAUUUUCAAAAUGGCAGUGUUUGCCCUUCAAUCAAUUGUCUUAACCAUCGCCUAACCCUUUCCAUUAUUGAUAUAUUUCCUCUCUUCUCCCCAUGCCCACUUCCUUUUGUUUCUUGUAUUGACAAACCGGUAAUGGUACAUGGAAACUGUCCAUUGCAUGCUGUUUGGUACGGUACUGUGCACAAGUGUGAAAGCUUGGAAAAUUGUGUCAUGUAUGGUUUGUCUUCUUUGCUUACCUCAGAACUAGCUAAUUUGAAAAAAAAAGGUCACUCUGUGCCUGUGUCAUUUUAACCUGAACUCUCAAUUAAUCCUGCACCAUGCUGAACUGAGAAACAAACAUGGAUCAGAUGCCAAAAGCCUGGUGUUUUCAGGUUUUCUGAUCACUGAGACUGUUCUGUCAAAGGACCGAGCAAUUCA
Molecule: messenger RNA, 3709 nt
Organism: Rhincodon typus (whale shark)
Lineage: Eukaryota; Metazoa; Chordata; Chondrichthyes; Orectolobiformes; Rhincodontidae
Product: D(1) dopamine receptor-like
Exons: 2
Coding region: 911-2236 (441 amino acids)
Biological process (GO): adenylate cyclase-activating adrenergic receptor signaling pathway; G protein-coupled dopamine receptor signaling pathway; vasodilation
Cellular component (GO): plasma membrane
Molecular function (GO): dopamine neurotransmitter receptor activity, coupled via Gs; G protein-coupled receptor activity
Source: RefSeq, a predicted model, not a curated record